GGUACAGCACAGGAGGCUAACACAUACAGUAAGGACAGGACGCUAUUCCCGCACCGUGCGUUACAGGCAUGAAUCGGGAAGAACAUUAUUACUCGGCCAGUCACCUUUACAAGGACUCCUGUGCCUAUCAGAGGCCACACAAUGAGGAGUAUAGCCCAAGCCCGCCGCCGUGCCUUUACAUGACCAGGCAGACCCAAGCAGUCUACACUUCUCCGGCUUUAGGCACCCAGGACCAACACAACCACCUUCCCGAUAUCACGUCCUAUGUUUCCGGACGAGAAGACCUGGCAGUGCCUCAUCUGCACCACUCACAAGCCCAACAGCUGCCCCUCCAAACUUUCACAGGUUACGGAGACUCUCUGGACCUGUGCUCUGAAAGAAACAGGUGCCAUCUUCCUUUCCCUUGGAUGAAAUCGACAAAAUCUCACACGCAUGCUUGGAAAGGACAAUGGACAGGUCCGUACGCGGCGGAGCCCGAGGAGAACAAGCGCACGCGCACGGCAUACACGCGCGCGCAGCUGCUCGAGCUGGAGAAGGAGUUCCUCUUCAACAAGUACAUCUCGCGGCCGCGGCGCGUCGAGCUCGCGCUCACGCUCAGCCUGACCGAACGCCACAUCAAAAUCUGGUUCCAGAACCGGCGCAUGAAGUGGAAGAAGGAGGAGGAUAAGCGGAGGGCGCGCGGCGCGGACCCGGAGCAGGACUCCUCCGUCACUUCCGGCGACCUCAGGGACGACGGCGCGCACGCGGCGCCUGCUUCACCCCUGCACGCGCACAACACCGCGCCCUCGGUCCCGCGUGAGCCUGCGUGAACCCUUCAGCAGUGAGAGAAGAGAGAGAGAAGCACAAAAAACAGGCGAUUAAAAAAAAAAAAUCUCCUGGACUUAUAAACGCCAGGUGUAAUUAAAAGCCUCAGGUGACGUCAUCAUCUCACAGAGCAGGGUGCAUACUGCUCAAGCGAGGAAACGCGUGCGAAAAGAGUGUUUCACGUGGGACACCUUUAUAACUUUUAUUUUUCACUAACACUCCUUCACUGUAACACACCUACAUUAGUGCUUCUUACAGCCACUCUUUAUAAGAUAACUCAGUAAUGUUCCAUCUGAUGUGUUAUUCUGAGACUGUUAUUGUCUUUAUUCUAAAAAUUAAAGUCAGAACAGAAGCUAGGAAUAUAAUUGACAUAUUUAAUGAUAUUUAAUUUGUACUGAAACGUGCAUAAAUAUAAAACUUCUUUUAUAAAGCACAAGUGUGUUUAAUACUUCUGGCAAUGCAUACAGUACUGUAUACAGUGG
Molecule: messenger RNA, 1286 nt
Organism: Clarias gariepinus (North African catfish)
Lineage: Eukaryota; Metazoa; Chordata; Actinopteri; Siluriformes; Clariidae
Gene: pdx1
Product: pancreatic and duodenal homeobox 1
Exons: 2
Coding region: 69-809 (246 amino acids)
Biological process (GO): regulation of transcription by RNA polymerase II; type B pancreatic cell differentiation
Cellular component (GO): nucleus
Molecular function (GO): DNA-binding transcription factor activity, RNA polymerase II-specific; RNA polymerase II cis-regulatory region sequence-specific DNA binding
Source: RefSeq, a predicted model, not a curated record